UUAUGGUAUUCUUAAACCGAUUUAUAUGCUAAAGGCUUAUCAUAUAAUCAUUGGUAGGUAUUAUUUAUGGUUACGAACUGCCAACUUUAUCUUUGCCUAUAUAAUGAGUUGUUCGUAACAAUUAACACCAGUUGCUUAUACUCGUACAAAGUAUCACCGACUAACAUGAAGGCCUUUAUUGUAUUCGUUUUAUCCUUGGCUGUUGCCUCGGCUUACAUCGUUCCCGAUCAGUCGGCUUUCAAUGAAGAUGUGGACAAUGAUUUUGAGAAGCCUGCAUUUAUAGAGGACUUGCCAACAUCACCAGUUCUAUCCGGACGUAUUACCAACGGCAACAAAGCUGCGACUGGACAAUUUCCUUAUCAAGUCGGUUUGUCGCUAGCACGCAGCACAGGCAAUUAUUGGUGCGGUGGUUCCCUCAUCGGCUCCACUUGGGUUUUAACAGCAGCUCACUGCUCUAACCAAGUUUUUCAGGCGAUCGUCUAUCUGGGCAGCACUGCACGUACUUCAGCUAAAGUCAAAUACACCGUUACCUCCAGUUCUAUCUACCAACACACCGGCUUUAACUCCAAAACUCUUGCCAAUGACAUAACAUUGAUUAAAAUCCCUGCUGUGACUUACACUAGCGCAAUUUCCGCCAUUAAAUUGCCUUCGAUGUCUUCAUCGUACGCCACCUACACUGGCAGCUAUGCUAUUGCUUCAGGCUGGGGCCGCAUCAGUGACACAUCUUCGACUUCUUCAUCUUUGAAUUACGCUCGUCUACCGAUCAUAGCAAAUUCGAUCUGUUCUGUUACUUAUGGCACAAAAGUGAUAACGGCCAACACCAUCUGUGUAUCUACACCUAGUGGUACGUCCACCUGCCAAGGUGAUUCUGGUGGCCCAUUGGCUUUGGAAUCCGAUGGUGUGCUUAUCGGCGUUACUUCGUUCGUAUCGAGCGCCGGUUGUGCUUCUGGCUCACCAGCUGGUUUCAUUCGUGUUACUAGCUACCUCAAUUGGAUUAAGGAGAAAACUGGCAUAUCUUACUAAUAAACGGAAUUCCUAAAACUGAACAUAUUUCACUGAAAAUAUAAGUUAAUGACUACUUACAUUUCCUAUUAAA
Bactrocera oleae (olive fruit fly) is the source of this 1096-nucleotide messenger RNA. The record is from RefSeq and is a predicted model, not a curated record. Lineage: Eukaryota; Metazoa; Arthropoda; Insecta; Diptera; Tephritidae.